Postia placenta MAD-698-R-SB12 is the source of this 1398-nucleotide messenger RNA. RefSeq lists its product as hypothetical. The transcript has 5 exons. The coding region runs from base 112 to 1398 and encodes 428 amino acids. Gene Ontology annotation, cellular component: catalytic step 2 spliceosome. Gene Ontology annotation, molecular function: RNA binding. The record is from RefSeq and is a predicted model, not a curated record. NCBI's taxonomy places the organism in Eukaryota, Fungi, Basidiomycota, Agaricomycetes, Polyporales, Adustoporiaceae.
GAAGACAGCGCGAAAGGAGUUGAAGGGAGGAUCGUGAAGGUUGGAAUCAUCGAGCGCGCGGGCUUCUAAACACCGUCAAAUCUCAAUAGUACUUGCCCCGUGUUCUCGUUCAUGGCAGCCCGUGUUGGUCGUAUUGCACGCCUAACGUUGUUUUCGGGACCCCAGUGCUCUCUUUGCGACAUAGCCAAAGCUGAACUUGCGAAGGUCAGACAGCAACGCUCCUUCGAGCUCGAGACGAUCAACAUCCAGGACGCUGGGCAGGAGCGCUGGAAGCGCAAGUAUGUCUACUGGAUCCCGGCGCUGCACCUCGAGGGCAGGGAGAUUGCCAAGGGCCGCUGGGACGCGCACACAGUGAACCAGGCCAUCGACACUUGGGAGAAGGACCCAUGGACCCGGGACGGCCAGGGCAGCAGCCUGACACUCUGGCAGGAGCACGAGCAGUCGGUACCACUGUUUGUCGUUGAUACUCGGCCAAGCUGGGUUACGCUGGAACUGGACGUCGGUGAAGACAUUUUCUAUGAUUGGUGUAGGGACACCGCGCUGGGUACUGGCAUGCAAGAGCCUGAUCCGGACUACGCGACACGCUGCUUCAACUGUGGUUCAUAUAAUCACGUCUACUCGUCGUGCGCGGAUCCGCUCAACCCCGCUCUCAUCAAGCUCUCGCGACAGUUGCAUCGCUUUCACAAGGAUACUGUGGUCUACAGGCACCAACGCGUCCACGAGGUUGUGGAGUGGAAGCGUCAGAGACUAGCGUGGCUCGAGGAAUUUGAGCCUGGGCAGAUCAAAGGGCCCCUGUUGCGCGAUGCACUGGGUCUGCAGGAGCAUGACACUGGCGAGCACGUAGAGUGGUUACGCAACAUGGCGCACUGGGGCUACCCGAAGGGAUGGAUCGGUGGAACUGAUCCUCGGGAGCGUGUUCGGUGGCUGAUCUAUGACGACGGAGACAAGGCUGAGGAUGAACCGGAGGCCUUUAUAAUUGUGGGUGAAGACAUUGAGGAGCAGCUGGACCUCUCCGUGGUGCUGUUGCGCAGCUCUUCAGGCGAAGGUGACGGCGGAUCCACCUCUGAUGCCGACAUAUCCCGCUCUGCGAUGCGCCGUUGGGCUACAUAUCCGGACACCUAUUUUCGCUCCUCUCACCUUACGGUGUACGGUAGUCGGGGUCUACCUGGGACAGAGUUCGGCGAGGGGCCUAUGUCUGGUAUCCCUUGGCCACUGCCAUUGAAUAUGCCUCCCCCACCAACUGGUACACCUCCGCCGCCGCCAUCUAGCACGCCGCCUCCCCUGCCGCCUCCACCCUCUGAGCCUCCCCCUUCAAUACCGCUACCGGCGAAAAAUACUCGCAAUGCACCAUAUGAGCACGAUGACCGGUUAGAAACAGAUAUGGACUUGUCUGACUGA